AAAAUGGCGGACCGACGUAAUUUCGCGGCACAAGACUAGAAACAAAUCCGUAAAUUAUAAUUAUAUCGCAAUCGUAUCGUUUAUCAAUUAGUAACAAAGAGAGUAGUUAAUUGGUUGAAAUACAGCAGCGAUGUUUUCGUCUCUAGUUUACUGUGGUUCGCUAUUCGAAUUUCCUGAGUGCGGUGUAGCUAGGUGAAUUGAUGUAAAAAUACAAAAAAAAACAAAUUGCAAUGGUUAUUACCAAGUGAAUUGACAAUCAAAUGUGUGCAAACGAUUGAGACUGCUGUACUUUUCUUUUCUUGAGAACAACAAAUGGAUCGCGAGGAGAAUGUAUUGUUCAACGGCGUUGAUGGAAUGAUACAAAUCAUUGGAGAGGCAUCGCCCAAAGAUAUAUCUUCCUUGAAGGGAUUCCUCGAUUAUGUUGAGACCAUAUCGAAACCAGAUGAUAAAUCAAAGACUCGAAAUUCGAUAAAGAUAGAAGGCGCUGCCACCGAGCUCGGAAUGACCGGUAAAUUUAUCGACAUCAAUCUGACAGAUUUGAUGAAGAAGGACACUAUGACAAAAUCUUCGAUACAGUACGUAGCUCUCCCAGAGACGCAGAAUUUCUUCAACGGGGAAAAUGUGGAAGUGGAAUGGAAGGUAAACGAGGAUAACGAGAGUCCCUACCGAUGCGCUAUCUGUCAGGUCCAAUUUUUCAGCCGAGUUUCUUUGGACAGACACAUUGUAGACUUGCAUUUGGGUACGACGGGGAGGUUCCUAUGCGACAUUUGUCACAAGGAGUUUUCCCGCGUGUUCGAUUUAGCCAGGCACAAAUUGAUACACUCCGGUGUAAAGCCGUUCCAAUGCAGUACCUGUCAAAAGCAGUUUUCCAGACAGGAUCAUUUGAAGCAGCAUAUUUUGAGCCAUUCGCAGUGCUCCGAGGGGGAGUUUUUCGGCUUUGAGAACGGUCUGAACAAGUGUACCAUUUGUCACAAGCAAUUAUCGCGUCCCCAGCACCUCCGGACUCACAUGCGUCAACAUCUGGGUACCCUGUUCGAGUGCGACAAAUGCAGCAAAAGAUUUUCUCGCGCGUCUCACCUCAGAGCGCACAUGCGUCUCCACCUCGGUACGUGUUUUCGCUGCAGUGUUUGUCAAAAAGAAUUUUCCCGCCCCUCGGAUCUGGAUCGUCACAAGCUCACGCACUUGGACAAAAAGCUUUUCGAGUGUCCUACGUGUCAGAAAAAAUUCUCUCGCAAAGACAAUCUGAAAAAGCACAUGCUUUCCCACGUGGACUCGGUACCCGCCGAUCACGAGAUCCAAAACCACGUCAGAUUUUCCAUGAAUCUGAGCGAAGAAAUCGACGGUUUGCCCUCGAAUCCGGGGAGCUCCGAACCGAAUUUCGAGGGGACCACGUGCGCGCACAAUAAUUGGUCGGAGAAAAAGUUCGAGUGCGCGGUUUGCGAGAAACGUUUCAACAGAAAGGUCCGUUUAAAGGAGCACGUUCGGAUCCACGUAGAGAAAAAAUUGUCCUUCGACGAUCGGGAGAACAAGGAUCAAAAUAAAUGUGGUAUUUGCAGCAAGCAGUUAUCGCGACCGGAACACCUCAAAGCUCACAUGCGUCUGCAUCUCGGUACACUUUUCAAAUGCGAGACGUGUGAAAAAGAAUUCUCUCGAUCCUCCGAUUUGGAACGUCACAAAUUAGUCCACUCCGGUCUCAAGCAAUUCAUAUGCAUUAUUUGCCACAAGCAAUUCUCGCGUAAAGAUUACUUGAAAAAUCACAUGCUCUCGCACGCCAAUAAAAAAUCAUUCGAAUGUGACAAAUGCAAGAAGCGAUUCACCUAUUUCACAAACUUGAGAAAUCACCUUCAUCUUCACUUAGGACAGUAAUUAAUUUAUUAAAAACUCGCGAUUUCUGCAAUGGGUCACGUCCAAAUGACGUUUAACUUAUUUUUAAAUACAAAUUUUCCAAAUGAAACUCGAUACUUUAUUAUGGAAAUAUUUUUCUUUAUUCGAAACUGUUUCUCUCAUUCCUUUAUUUCUUUUUUUUAUUCCUUUUUAUUUUCUACUUCUAAUAAAUAUAAAUCAUGGAUGCAUUCAAUGCGACACUAAUGAAUAAACAACUUAUCGCACCGUUGAACGUAUAAUUAAACUACAAUAAUAUCGAAUCAAUCAGAUAAUUAAUUGUAAAAUAUUUUCAACUUUAAUGAUCUUAUAAUAUAUAUAUGUCGUGUAUAUAAUAUAUGUAUAUAUUACACAUCAACCCUGAUACAGUUAUUUACAAAUCAACGAGCCCCAUACUUACAAAUAAUUAACAUCAACGUUACAACAUCUGUCUAACAAAUAUACAGAUUUCAUGCCAAAUGGAAACAAUGAUAAAAUUCAUAUAAAAAGAAGAAUAAUUAUUAUUUUUAAAAGAAUCGGUUAUUGUUCUCUUUAGGAACUUCACGAAAUAUUUUCACUAUGAGUUAUAAAAGAACAAAAAAAAAAAAAAUAAUAAUAAUUAA
This is a messenger RNA of Athalia rosae (coleseed sawfly), 2483 nucleotides long. Its product is annotated as zinc finger protein 888-like. NCBI's taxonomy places the organism in Eukaryota, Metazoa, Arthropoda, Insecta, Hymenoptera, Athaliidae. Bases 313 to 1866 code for a protein of 517 amino acids. The transcript is spliced from 3 exons. The record is from RefSeq and is a predicted model, not a curated record.